This is a messenger RNA of Racocetra persica, 272 nucleotides long. NCBI's taxonomy places the organism in Eukaryota, Fungi, Glomeromycota, Glomeromycetes, Diversisporales, Gigasporaceae. The record is from the annotation of a GenBank genome assembly.
AUGCCUCCAAAACACCUUACAGACGAAGAACGCCGUCACAAUAGAUCGAUUGUUAAUUAUAAUAACUAUAACAAGAAUCAGUAUAAGAUCAUAAAAAGUCAUCUGAAGAUUUCUGAAAUUCAGUCUCUACAAGAACGAGAUAGGCAGCAUGAGGAAUGUGUGAAAUCGCUUGAAGAAUGUGUGAAAGUGCUUGAGACCUAUAUUCAAGAGCUCAAAUUAAUACCCUCUCCACCGACUAAAAUCAACUCAGAGUUGAUAUGGUCUAGUUACCA